AUAACCUUUCUAAGUUCCACUCUUCUUUCACUCGUAAUCCUCGUCUCUUGAUUCAUAAGCUUUCUAUAAUGCCAGGCGAAGCAGAAAAAUCAGGUCUUGUUCCUCUAGGCCAUGGAUGUUCAUGGAUUCAGGACAAUUCAACGAGUAGCCCUGGGUUGAGGCCGGGCCCUUUAUAUUCUGUGUUUCCCUCUACGCCUGCGGUAGUUUCCUCUGUACAGGAUCUUUUGGAUUUUAUAUGCUCAGGUCCUCUGGUAGAGAAAUUGGGCCUGACUACAGAAAUGGUGGAAUCAAGCAUUGACAAGUGGCUAAUGCUUGGGGGUUACCUGAGCAGAUUGCUCCAGUUCAAUGAGCUGCAACUUACAAUCCCACAGAAAACAAGAAUAUAUCAUUACUAUAUACCAGUGUUCUUCUGGUGUGAAGAUCAGAUUUCGAAACAUAAUUCAAUGUUCAAAGAUAAGGAUGAAAUCCCUCCCUUAGUGAUUGGCUUUAGUGCGCCACAAGGUUGUGGCAAAACUACUCUUGUCUUUGCUCUGGAGUAUCUCUUCAGACAGACUGGAAGGAAAUCGGCAACAAUAUCAAUAGAUGACUUCUACUUGACAGCAGAGGGACAGGCUAAGUUGAGAGAAGAAAAUCCUGACAAUGCACUUUUGGAGUAUCGUGGAAAUGCUGGAAGCCAUGACCUCCAAUUGUCCAUAGAAACACUAACGGCUCUGAGCAAACUGACGAAAGAAGGUAUGAAGGUGAAGCUGCCACGGUAUGACAAAUCUGCGUAUAGUGGAAAGGGUGACAGAGCUGAUCCUUCAACAUGGCCGGAGAUUGAAGGGCCACUAACUGUCGUUCUGUAUGAAGGUUGGAUGCUUGGUUUCAAACCCCUUCCUGUGGCAGGUGUAAAAGCAGUUGACCCACAGCUGGAGGUUGUAAACAAGAACCUUGAAGCUUAUUAUGAUGCAUGGGACAAGUUCAUAAAUGCAUGGAUAGUGAUCAAGAUUAAGGAGCCCAACAGUGUGUACCAGUGGCGGUUACAGGCAGAGAUUGCAAUGAGGGCAGAUGGCAAACCUGGAAUGUCCGAUGAGGAGGUUAUGGACUUUGUUUCUCGUUACCUGCCAGCAUAUAAGGCUUAUCUUCCAACACUUUACUCAGAAGGACCAAAUGGGUCAGAUCCAAAACGUCUUCUUGUUGUGGAAAUUGAUGAAGAGAGGAAUCCCAUCUUAGCUGUGUAACUGAUCGUAACUGAUCAUGUUCAGUGGCUCAGACCUUCUUUCUGUUUUUUGAAUUUUCUAGUCACAUACAUUGUUAGUGAGAGGAGCCUCUACUGGAGAGGCUUGCCUUUAGCAUUAAUUCAAGGUGAAUGUAAUAAUAUGUAAACUAUGUUCUUUAAGUUUUCAUGUAAAAGGCAAUUUUUU
Molecule: messenger RNA, 1403 nt
Organism: Telopea speciosissima
Lineage: Eukaryota; Viridiplantae; Streptophyta; Magnoliopsida; Proteales; Proteaceae
Product: D-glycerate 3-kinase, chloroplastic
Exons: 13
Coding region: 69-1220 (383 amino acids)
Biological process (GO): photorespiration
Cellular component (GO): cytoplasm
Molecular function (GO): ATP binding; kinase activity
Source: RefSeq, a predicted model, not a curated record